Odontomachus brunneus is the source of this 989-nucleotide messenger RNA. RefSeq lists its product as uncharacterized. NCBI's taxonomy places the organism in Eukaryota, Metazoa, Arthropoda, Insecta, Hymenoptera, Formicidae. The transcript is spliced from 2 exons. The record is from RefSeq and is a predicted model, not a curated record. Bases 351 to 950 code for a protein of 199 amino acids.
CGCAGGAUCUUACGCGAUCCUUCGCGCGGCACACUCCGUCGGCCAAAGUUCGCGAUCGCGUUCGUGCUUCGCAGAAGAAAAACACGUUGCCGCCGUCGCAUGCCGUCGUUUCAACGGCAACAUGGGAGUCCGACUCGUUAUUGCCUAUCACCGGAUGGUCCAACUUAUCACGGUGGACGAUUUACGGACUGUCACACGCGGAUUAAUAGACGAUGUGAUCUUGACACGCAAACUUUGGACCGUUAAUUUCCUCUCGCGUCGCGAUAUCGUGCCGUACGGAAGCGAAAGCGAAUGCAAAAGAAACCUCCCUGCCCCAGGAAGACUUCUCUAUCGCGUAUAAAAGUCCGUUUAUGGUAUAUGCGCCCGUCGUUCUCGAGACACGCGGUGCCCUGCCACGUGCGAUUCCGAUUAACGUUAUGACGUACUUGCCGAUAUUGUGCGCCACCCUCGCGCUGACCAGUGCUCAAGAGACGAUAAUCCAGAACAAGAACAUAAACAUCAUCGUGAACGUGGACCCGGAGGAAGUGGCCAAGGAAUUGUGGAAGGUGAUCGAGGCUCGCCUCAACAACGGCACUGACCACCCUAUCAGCUCGUGGAACGCCAUCAGGGAUCUGGAGAAGGUGGUGACCCCACUCGUGUCGCCCAGCAGAAGGAGCUCGACGCAGCCGUCCGCUUAUCAAGUGGCGAACGAGCUCGAUCGGAUCACCCGGCGAGCGCUCACUCGCGACUCGCCUGGCAUCAGCUUAAUAGACGAAGAGAUCAUGACCAGAGACAUCGUCGCGGACAUGAUGGUCUCGCUCAAGAUGAUCCAGUCGAGGUCCGAAGGGACGAAUGCGCCUAGCAGAAGGAUGUAUGAUCCUGUCGCGGCGACGAGCGACGACGAGCGGGACGAUUACGUGAAUAUCAGGAUCAAAAUACGCCGGCGGGACAUCCUCAAUGCGUUUCAUUAGCGUCGGAUUUUUGUUAAAUGAAUAAAUGAAUUACUGAUA